CCCCCACUCCCAUUCCCACUUCCCAGUUUACCUGCCGUGUCGUAGAACAUACUCCCUCAACACUCGCCUUUUCUCUCUCUAAAACUUCCAGUUUGUCUCCUUUUUUUACUCCAAAAAGUACUAGAGAGAGAAAAUCGAGGGAUCCAUAAUCCAUUUGAAGAGAGAGAAAGAAAGACAACCACCACAACCACCAUAGAUGGAUGACGGAAGCUGCGCCGUGUGCGCGGAGACACUGGAAUGGGUUGCGUACGGGCCGUGCGGACACCGAGAUGUAUGCGCACUGUGCAUCGCUCGCCUUCGAUUUGUCUGUGAUGAUCGCCGUUGCUGCAUUUGCCAGUCUCUAUCUCCUUCCAUCUUCGUCACACGGGCCUUAGGAUCUCUCACGAGGGUAAUAAAUGACUUUUCAAUUCUUCCGGCUGAUGCCAAAGAUGGUAAGGUGGGAUCUUACUGGUAUCAUGAAGAUACACAAGCGUACUUCGAUGAUUUUGAUGAAUUCAAGAUCAUCAAAGCUAUGUGUAGGCUCUCAUGCAGUGUUUGUGACAAGUUGGAGGCAGAAGGGAAAAGAACUACCAAGAGAAGAGGCAAAAUCAAAAGUGUUGAGCAACUCAAAAAUCAUUUAUCCCAUCAACAUGAACUUUGCUUUUGCAGUCUCUGUUUAGAGUACAAGAAGGUAUUCGUAUCUGAGCAGAAGUUAUAUAGUCGAGUGCAGUUAAGACAGCAUAUAAGAUAUGGUGAUUCAGAAGUUGAUGGUAGUGAAAAUGAAAGAUGUGGGUUUUCUGGACAUCCUCUCUGCGAUUUCUGUCAUAGAUCGUUUUAUGGUGAUAAUGAAAUUCACUUCCACAUGUCAACUGAACAUUAUACUUGCCACAUAUGCCAGAGGCUGGAUUCUACUGAAUAUGACUACUACAAGGACUAUAAUGACUUGGAGAACCACUUUGGUGAAGCUCAUUUUCUUUGUGAGGAGGACACAUGCCUUGAGAAGAAGUUUAUUGUUUUUUCGACAGAAGCUGACAUGAAGAGACAUAUUGCUUCGGAGCAUGGUGGAAAAAUGUCUCGUUCAUACAAAACUGCUUUGCAGCUACGGGAAUGCUUUCAUCAUCCGGAAAGGGAGGAAGGUCUCCGUGUAACAGAACACGUUUCAUUUGUUGAGACAUCUAACAUUCAACUCUCUUCUACUAGUUCAGCUAAUGAGGAAAGAACCAACUCCAAUUCACUGCAUGGUGCUAUAUCAGCUGGUGCUACUGCAACUACUGUGCCAUCUUCGGGACAACUUCAGGGAGCAACGUUAGACUUCAGGAGUGUACUUCUAAGUGGUUCUGAAUAUCCUGCACUGCCAGGAUCAUCGAAAAGACGACGCCGUAAAUCCAAAAAGAAGUCAGAGGAAACUGGUACCAAUCACCCUCCUGCAAACAGUUCCUCACAAUUUCAGUCGUCAGAUGCAGGACACUUGUCACAAUCUAGCCCAAUUAUUUCACGGGAAAUCGAACCUUUAGCAGUUGGUCACUUCCCAUCCUCUAGCUCGAUCAACUCUUAUGGCAAUCCUUCUGCUAGUGCAAAUUCAUGGACUGAUAGUAUUGAAGAUGUGGGCCCCUCUUCUUCAGUUCCUAAUCUUAUUGACAUGGGAGCUAAACACCCUUCUGCAUCUGAUAAGAGUAAACUGAUUGGAGAUGACAUUAAGGCUGCUAACAAGUCCUUAGUUGAGAGAAUACGUGCUUCCUUAGAAUACGACAAGGAUAAAUAUGCCGCCUUCAAAAUAAUCUCAAAGGAAUAUCGUGAUUGUGAGAUUGAUGCUGGAGAAUACUUUGCUUAUGUUCAUCAGUUUGGCCUUGCUCAUCUUAUUGGUGACUUGGCUAGACUUUGUCCUGAUCCACGGAAGCAAAAGGAACUCAUGGAAAUUCAUGUCAUCAGUUUGGGAGACAACAUUAAUGGAAAUGGGAUGAGGGAAAGUGGUAAAAGUAAAACAACUGCUGGUAAGCAUUCCAAAAAAGGAAAGGAAAAGUGUGGAGAUUUUGGCCGCACCAUUAAAGGGGAAACCUUGUCAGAUGAUAGCAUUGCAAAUAGUCUCAAGAAACUGAACUUGAAUGCUCAGUUUCAGGAAGAAGAUCCUCCCUUGUCAAAGAUCGUGAAUCCAGUCCACAGAAAAUCCCAGACUUCAGCUGAACUGUCUGAAGAUGUGGUUCAUGUGAAUGGUGGAAGCUCGAACAGUUCUCCAGAAACUGCUGUUACAACAGUAGGCAGAAAGAAGACAAAGAAAAAGUCAAAGUUUCUUAAGACUCGUCUUGGUGAAAGUUCAUUGUCAGAGGUUCCAGAUAUCAACUGUUCUUCUCACUUGGCCUCUGAUCUGUUGGUGGUUCGAUCUAAUCAAGACUCGAUUCUUGCUUCAGUUCGUGGGGUUUGGAGAAAUGACGGGGGUAGGAGAUUGGUGACUAUGAGCCAGGCAUUACCCUCGAAUCGAUGAGCUGUGUCUCCUCUUCUUUGGUGUAUGCCCUCCUCUUCUGUAGUCUGCAUUUUGCAGCACUUACAGAAGUUUUUGAUGAUGACGAUAACUAUGUAAGGAAUGAUGAUGUGGGUUCUUAUUUUUGUUGAAAAGCAUUGAGAGCCGACUUUCCAGAACAGGUAGCUGUAGCUGUAGAGAUGAUAUAAUGUAAUAUGAUAGUCGCCUUAUACCUAGACAAUCACAUCUUACUGGAUUUGUUUAUUGAGUUAUUGUUUAUUUGUAGUA
Molecule: messenger RNA, 2722 nt
Organism: Spinacia oleracea (spinach)
Lineage: Eukaryota; Viridiplantae; Streptophyta; Magnoliopsida; Caryophyllales; Amaranthaceae
Product: E3 ubiquitin-protein ligase hel2
Exons: 7
Coding region: 197-2458 (753 amino acids)
Biological process (GO): rescue of stalled cytosolic ribosome; protein ubiquitination
Molecular function (GO): ubiquitin protein ligase activity; ribosome binding
Source: RefSeq, a predicted model, not a curated record